Procambarus clarkii (red swamp crayfish) is the source of this 2402-nucleotide messenger RNA. RefSeq lists its product as uncharacterized. NCBI's taxonomy places the organism in Eukaryota, Metazoa, Arthropoda, Malacostraca, Decapoda, Cambaridae. The record is from RefSeq and is a predicted model, not a curated record. Gene Ontology annotation, molecular function: DNA binding. Gene Ontology annotation, biological process: regulation of DNA-templated transcription.
UCGCGUGACAGGGAUUCGAGCGGGUUUCUUGCGUGACCGCUGCGCCGGUUGUAACGACUACACACAUUGGACGGGAUUUGUAAAUCCUGUCAACGUCUCCCUCCUUUCCUUCUAGUCAAUAUUAUUAAGUAUGCCGGUGCCAGUAUCACCACGCAAAAAUGAAUCUAGUCAAGGGGUUGAUGCAUCAACGCCUGAGGCAGGGACAGAUCCCGUCCAGGAAUCUGCUCGGGUGCCAGCCAAUUCUCCAAGCCCUAGUGAAGAGGUAGAAAUAGUUGAUCCAGAUGUUGUUGCUGGAUACCAGGAUUGUUUGAAGGAAACUCUAAGAUUUUUACUUGAGGAGGAACAUCUACCUGAAGACCAUCCAGUGGUAACGGGUCUGGCAGCACACCUCACCCGAGACCAUGCUCAUGUAGAGCUCACUAAACUCUCGCAGCAGCUGGCUAGUGCUAUUAUGGAUGCACAUACUGCCCCAACAAAUGAAUCAGAAGUGUCAUCAACUAACAAUGCUAGUGCCCUCAGGGUUAAUAGGACAUUUAAUGCAGGUUUUGAGGUAACAUUAGUUGAGGAUAAUAGUGAAGAUGAAAUCAUAGUUUUAGAUGAUGCAAUGGAUGAAGAUGAUUGUGAAUAUAUUAACAUAGAAGAAUUUAGUGACAGUGAGACUAACAGUGAAUACGAAGCUGAUGGUGACCUGGAGGAAAAUAAUGUAACAGAGGCAUUUAUUACUGACCCUGAAUUGCGUCGACAAUUGAUACGGUUCGUGUAUCAGGGUUGUGAUCUCUUUGCUGCACCACAACCUAUCAGUCCAGCAUCACAUCAAGGGGUUGUUCUGCAACUGUGAUGUUUUCUCAGAUAGAUACUUUUCUCAGAAUGUUCCUUCACGUAACUGGAUGCACACAUACACAGUGUAGACUUAAAAGACUGCUACAGUUAUAACAGAAUCAAGUCCACAUUAUAUUAAUUAGUACAAAUAUAUCAUCAUUUUCACAUUUUCAGUCAGAUGCACAAAUUUUUGUUGUCUUUGUCAUAGAAAGUAGAAAUAAGCAGAAGAGAAACUAAUAAUUACUUAAAUUCACAAAUUUACUGAUCUCAUAAAUUGUAGUGUACCCCUCAGCCUCGUGUUUCUCCCAGUUCUUGAAACGUCUUACAGCUAUCAUAUAUCCCAUAACAUUACAAUAUAUAUAUCUUAUAUUUGAAGAAAAAACAAAUGACAAAUAUCUUUUUCUUUAUACAGUAUGUAUAUUAAUGAGCAUUUCCUAAAUGCGGAUAAGUUCACACCUUGCAGUCUCUAAUAGUUCAUUAUACUCUAUUACAGAAAUUACCUUCACUAUGUACCUGGUAUAAAUAAGACAAUUCCAACCAUAUAGCACAUAUUAUAGUGUACUAUAAUUUAAUUAUAAAUCAUAUUAGAAUUUAACUGGAGGAAAUUAGCAAUUAGUUACACCAAUGGCCUUUUUUUUUUAACAUGUGCGACCAUCAUAUGAUGGCAGCGUCAAGUGGCAAUUGUCUUAACCCCCCCCCCCAAGAUUCUCACACUGACCUGUUAGCGGAUUUACAACCUCGGUGCUUGAUCUCUCCUCUUCAGGAUUAUCAUCUUAGAAUCUUACUUGUGAAAAUGGACCUGUUGUUGAAAAUUAAAAAGUGUAGAGAUUUUGAGUUUAGUUGAAUUGGCUUAUUGGAAGCAACAUCUGUUAUGCCAUGACAAAGUGAUAUUUAUCAAAAAGUAGUACUGUCCCAUGUAUACUCAUUUCGGUAUUCUGAAUGUUAAAGAAUUUUGUAUUUAUGACUUAAAUGAAUGGCAUUUAAUUUCAUGGUACAGUAUAUAUGCAGGUAGUACUAUUUUCGUUUAUUAGUACUACUAAUAUAUAUAUAUAUCUAUUUAUAUAUAUUUACUAUUAUACUACAGUACUAUAACAGUAUAGUACUAUUAUGUAUUUUCAUAUGCAAAUAUUUUGUAAUGUACUGCAUUGUAAAUAUUGAAGAUGCAGUACUUUGAAAAGAAUUUUCAAGUACUGUAUGAGAUAUGCAAAAAUAUAUUUACAAAAAUAUUUAGCAUUUAAUGAUGUAAUAGGGAUUUGUAAUACUGUACUGUAUUUAUGAUCAAAGCAUCUUUUCAUAUUUAUGCGGAAUAACUCAACUGCCAUCACAUUAUUUGCCAUAAAACGGUUCGAUAGUUAACACAGUACUAACGUUGCAGAUAUCACUUGCAGCAUUCAUCUUGACACUACUGUACUAUUAUUGCGGACUUAGCUCACUUAUUACUUUAAACGUGGGAUUACUUUACUAAGAGGCAUUACAUUUAUAUAUUUAUAUAUUUAUAUAUACAAGAGUUCUUACAUUCUUGUACAGCCACUAGCACGUAUAGCAUUUUGGGCAAGUCCUUAAUCCUAUGUUCCCUGAAAUAC